AUGCCUCCUGUUGCCGCUUCCGCCGAGAGCGCAUCGCCGAUUGGCAUCGCCAACCUGCCGAACCAGCGGCACAAGAUUGUCGCGAAGAGAGGCGCCGCCUUUACGAUUAUGGUUGCCGGUGAAUCUGGCCUGGGCAAGACUACGUUCAUCAACACGCUCUUCUCGACGACCAUCAAGAACUAUGCCGACCACAAGCGCCGUCACCAGAAGCAGGUCGACAAGACCGUCGAGAUCGAGAUUACCAAGGCCGAGCUGGAGGAGAAGUUCUUCAAGGUCCGCCUGACCGUCAUCGAUACCCCCGGCUUCGGCGACUACGUCAACAACCGUGACUCAUGGAUGCCCAUCAUCGAGUUCCUCGACGACCAGCACGAGUCGUACAUGCUCCAGGAGCAGCAGCCCCGCCGCCAGGACAAGAUUGACCUGCGUGUCCAUGCCUGCCUCUACUUUAUCCGCCCCACCGGCCAUACCCUGAAGCCCCUCGACAUUGAGGUCAUGAAGCGUCUCUGCUCGAGAGUCAACCUGAUCCCGGUCAUCGCCAAGGCUGAUACUCUCAGCCCUGCGGACCUGGCCAAGUUCAAGGCAAAGAUCCGGGCUGUCAUCGAGGCCCAGAGCAUCAAGAUCUACCAGCCGCCCGUCGAGGAGGACGACGAGGCUGCUGCUCAGCACGCCCGCAGCCUGAUGGUCGCCAUGCCCUUUGCUGUUAUCGGCUCCGAGAAGGACGUCAAGACGGGCGACGGCCGCAUCGUCAAGGGCCGCCAGUACUCGUGGGGCGUCGCCGAAGUCGAGAACGAGGACCAUUGCGACUUUAAGAAGCUGCGGUCCAUCCUGAUCCGCACACACAUGCUGGAUCUGAUCCACACCACCGAGGAGCUGCACUACGAGGCCUACCGCGCGCAGCAGAUGGAGACGCGCAAGUUUGGUGAAGCCCGCCCUCGCAAGCUCGACAACCCCAAGUUCAAGGAGGAGGAGGAAGCGCUGCGCAAGCGCUUCACCGAGCAGGUCAAGAUCGAGGAGCAGCGGUUCCGGCAAUGGGAGCAGAAGCUCAUUGCGGAGCGCGAUCGUCUUAACAAGGAUCUCGAGCAGACCCACGCCCAGAUCAAGCAGCUGGAGGGCGAGCUUGAGUCCAUGCAGGGCACCGCCGUUCGCAGCCAUGGUCGCCGUUAG
Molecule: messenger RNA, 1164 nt
Organism: Sporothrix brasiliensis 5110
Lineage: Eukaryota; Fungi; Ascomycota; Sordariomycetes; Ophiostomatales; Ophiostomataceae
Exons: 4
Coding region: 1-1164 (387 amino acids)
Biological process (GO): cytoskeleton-dependent cytokinesis
Cellular component (GO): microtubule cytoskeleton; septin ring; cell division site
Molecular function (GO): GTPase activity; GTP binding; molecular adaptor activity
Source: RefSeq, a predicted model, not a curated record